ACAACGGCACGACAAACCACAGGUUUAAGCUCUUUCUCUCUCUCUUUUCUGAGCAAAUAUUAGAAUUCGCCAACUAAAGAAAAAUCAAACCCAAAAGUAGCCAAUUCCAAUUUAUUGGGUUUUUUCUCACACAAAGGAAGGAGAGAGAAACUAAGAAACUAAGAAACAAGAGAGAGAAAGUUUCAGGGUCAGGUUCGAGAUCUUUCUCAGAUCCGACCUCAAAAGCUGCAAUGGGAAGAGAAGUUACAGGUGUACGUGUAGAGCAAAUUAAGGCCACUUUUUCCAAGGUUAAGCCAAAAGUUUCUGCCGAUUCAGAACACGAGGCAAAUUUCAAAUCACCUGAAGCAAACAAUGAUUUAAAGGAUUGUGAGGUGAAGGAAUGCACCUCAGAGGUCCCACGUGCUGAAAAUAGUUGUGAAAAGCAGGAGGUUUUGGCCAGCAAGAGCACCAAUUUUGAGCCUGAGAAGCCUGAUACAAAAUCUCCUAAAGCCGAGGAUCAGAAGUUGAGCUCCCCUGAUAAAGCCACAUCUGGAGCACCAGCUGCUGGGAACUUGAGGAUGAAGAACACACCUCAGAAACCUACUGAUGUGACGGUUGAUAAGCAAGUCUCGGAGAGUCCGAGAGCAGUUGAAACUCCUGUAUCCCCGACGCCAAGCAAUUUGAAGUCUCCUAGCUCCUCCAGAAAAUCGCAGCCGACUACCCCGCUUGUGGCAAGGAGACCUUCAGAUGACGAUGACAAUUGGUCCAUGGCGUCUUCAGCUCGAACUACAAGAUCCAGAACUACUGUAGGUGUAGCUCCUACAUUUACCUGUACUGAACGUUUGGAGAAACGAAAGGAGUACUACGCAAAAUUGGAGGAAAAACGCAAAGCUUUAGAGGCAGAGAAACGGGAAUAUGAAGCAAGGACUAAGGAAGAUGAUGAAGCGGCUAUAAAGCAGCUAAGGAAGAGCAUGACGUUCAGGGCUAAUCCAGUUCCCAGUUUUUACCAUGAGAAACCUCCACCCAAGAAAGAGCUUAAGAAGCUUCCGACAACUCGUGCUGUAUCACCUAAAUUUGGACGCAGAAAGAGCUGCAGUGACGCAGUUACCUCUUCUGAGGAUAAUCUAAGUGCGCGAGCAAGAGCAUCAAGGCGCAGCCUAGGCAGUCAGAGGGAAAGCUCGACCCCGACUAGCUCUCUCAAGAAGAAGGAUCCACUAGGUAAGAGCCGUUUGAAGCAAGUGAAAGAGACCACCAAAAACACUGCUCCUAAGAUCACUGAGCAGACGAACCCAGAUAUUGCCGUUCAAUCUUGAUGAUCAGUAGGCUUACUUAUUACCUCUGGUAUUGUGUGGGUCGAGGUUUUCUUAUAUUUCUUGGCUUCUAGCUUCUUUUCUUCUGCUCUUUUUCCUGAAGUAGGGUACCGGGAAGGGGAAGACGAAAAGAAAGCACCUUACAAGGAAAAAGAAAUUGACCUUUCUCCCGUUCUCUUCCAACCGUGAUUAUUUUUCGACUGACUCUUUUUCCAGGGUUUUUUUUUUUUUUGGGUGACAUGUGUUGUAUAUCUUUGUAACUUAUAUUAGUACAUAAUGUAUACCAUUAAAAGAGUCACUAAGUCCUAGUAUUUUCCACUUUGUUUGAUUGUGGGAUUAAUGGGAAUGUGAUCUAACUGUCUGUUAACACAGAAUUAUUGGUUUGAUAUGAUUUUCUGCAUGACUAUUGACUAUCAUGUCAUGUCCCUGUUUUCAACUAUAUGUAUCAUGUUCUUUUGGUGGCAUACUGGAUAUAAUUGUAAUGUACUUCAAGGUAACAAAUAUAGUAGAACUAUUUGCUGAUUUGCGCAAGGUAA
This is a messenger RNA of Beta vulgaris subsp. vulgaris (sugar beet), 1825 nucleotides long. Its product is annotated as protein WVD2-like 1. Gene Ontology annotation, molecular function: microtubule binding. The transcript has 7 exons. Bases 231 to 1292 code for a protein of 353 amino acids. Lineage: Eukaryota; Viridiplantae; Streptophyta; Magnoliopsida; Caryophyllales; Amaranthaceae. The record is from RefSeq and is a predicted model, not a curated record. Gene Ontology annotation, biological process: microtubule cytoskeleton organization.